CAGAGAGGGGUGGAGGACACUGAGUGGAGGGAUUGGCAGAGAGGGGUGGAGGACACUGAGUGGAGGGAUUGGCAGAGAGGGGUGGAGGACACUGAGUGGAGGGAUUGGCAGAGAGGGGUGGAGGACACUGAGUGGAGGGAAUGGCAGAGAGGGGUGGAGGACACUGAGUGGAGGGAUUGGCAGAGAGGGGUGGAGGACACCGAGUGGAGGGAUUGGCAGAGAGGGGUGGAGGACACUGAGUGGAGGGAUUGGCAGAGAGGGGUGGAGGACACUGGACGGUUGACUGAAGAGGGGGGAUAGUCUGUAGAGGUACGCCAAUAGGGAGGGGAGCUGC
Messenger RNA from Staurois parvus, 334 nucleotides. The record is from the annotation of a GenBank genome assembly. NCBI's taxonomy places the organism in Eukaryota, Metazoa, Chordata, Amphibia, Anura, Ranidae.